Molecule: messenger RNA, 1313 nt
Organism: Zootermopsis nevadensis
Lineage: Eukaryota; Metazoa; Arthropoda; Insecta; Blattodea; Termopsidae
Product: STING ER exit protein
Biological process (GO): endoplasmic reticulum membrane organization; endoplasmic reticulum to Golgi vesicle-mediated transport
Source: RefSeq, a predicted model, not a curated record
AUGCCGAAGGUUGUAUCGAGAAGCAUAGUUUGUUCAGAUACUAAGGAUCAGGAAGAGUAUAGUGAAGAGAAACCAUUGCAUAUUUACUACUGUCUUUGCGGUCAGAUGACACUGAUAUUAGAUUGUGCAGUAGAGAAGCUUCCUCUGCGACGAAGGGAUGGAGCUCGUGUGAUUGAUGGCAGCAAACAUGCACAUAAAGUCACUUGUGAUCAGGAUGAAACUGUAUAUUUAAAAAGACCUGAAGGAAUUGAAAGGCAGUAUAGAAUGAAGUGUAAAAAGUGUGGACUACUGCUUUAUUACAAACAUGAUCCAAAAAGCAACAUUAAUUUCAUAGUUAAAGGAGCAGUCAUUAAGAGCUCAGGUGAAGGCCCUAUGACAACUAUUUACAACCAGGUUGCUGUUGAGAAGCCAAAGAAGAUAAUGGUUACAAAGCACACAAAGAACAUGGGUAAAUUCAGCUCUGUAACUGUGUCGACCAUAGAUGAAGAGGAGGAUGAGAUUGAAGCUCGUGAAGUGGCUGAUUCAUAUGCAAACAAUGCACGGAUCAUUGAGAAGCAAUUGGAAAGGAAGGGCAUGAACAAAAGAAAGAUGGUUGUACAACAGACACAAGCAGAAAUGGAUGCUAAGCGUAAUAGAGUGCGUGGGACACUUAUUGAUAAAUGAAAAUGGACAGAGUAGGAAUGGUGAAUGAUUCUUUUGUGCUAUCUUCAUGUAUGUAUAAUUCUUAUGUAAAACUGUGCAAAUUAUCAUUACCAUUGAAAUUAAUUAGAUAUAAAAUGGAUUAUUUGGCUGCUUUUUCUUGAAAAAUGAAUAAGUAGUAAUAAAAAAGUAUUUGGCUGCAUAAAUUAUUGGUUCACAGUUAAUUUUAUUCCCCUCUUUCAUGCAACAGUGUUGUGUCUGCAGCCUAGAAACUUUCCAUUACUCUUAUGCCUAGGAUAUUUGUUUCAUGUGUGAAAGACUGUGUGGCCUGAGAAGUAAUAGAUAUCAGUUACUUAAGGAUGAGUUAUUUUCAUAUCUUAAGCCAGUCCUCUUGUGUGGCUUUGCCAUGCCCUGAUGAUCGAGUUAGCAAGCACUUCUGAAAUGUCAGUAAACUUCUACCAGACUACAAAUUGCAACAUCCCAGAAGACAGUUGUCUUUAUACUUAUUGUCAUGAGAACAUGAAAUCUCACCAGUUUCCCAUUUUAUUUUAUGUACAGUAUUGUAGAUGAGCCUGGUGAUGGCUGUGAAGUCAAAGCAUGUUGCUUAUUCAGUUCACAAUUGUAUUAUUCCACUAUGUAAAACUAUUAAAUAAAUAAAACUAAGUUUGUUACUA